CAAGCAAGCAAGCACAGUUUAUAAGCAGUCUCGUGGUGAGGAGCUCAUUUGCGCCAGCUUCGGAAAACUUCUUUGCUGAUAAUGCAUGCCACGAUGAAGGCAGCAGUCGCGGCUCUCUUGCUGGCGGCUACGGUGGUGCUGAGUGAGGCCAGGACUACAAAACUGGGUGUAUUGCGUGACGUCGGCGAGUGUCCAACCGUCACCACCAAGCAGGAUUUUGACAUGCUUUCCUACCUGGGUUCCUGGUUUGAGAUCGAGCGUUUUGAUGCGCUGUUCGAGGAAGGCAUGGACUGCGUGCAGAUCGUGUACUCUGACCUUGGUGACGGGGUGUUCCAGACGCACAACUUGGCUCGCACCGUAGAAGGAGAGCUCACAGAAAUACUGGGCACCGUGAUAGUGCUGGAGCCUGGCGUGUUGCUGGUGGAAAGUGACAGCGGCGUCCCCUUCUUGCACUACAUCCUGGACACCGACUACGAAUCCUUCGCUGCCUUGUACAACUGUAAACAAUUUGGAGAGCAGCGCUACCAGUACGCAUGGAUCACCUCCCGCGCCACCACCCUUGACGAGGCGACCCACGACCACGUCCGCAAAGUGUUCCAGGACAAUGGCAUCGACGUAAGCCUCUUCCAGUUCACCUACCAGGGCCCUGACUGCCCCCACACGCCUUAGACACUUGCAUGCGCUUUAUUGUCUUAAGAGUUCAUAAGAAAGUCGUGAAGCAUAUUCGUCUCCUAUAUACAUCAUAACAGCGUUCUCCUAAUGUCACCUAGUAGGAAUAUGCUAAGCCAGCCAUAUUGACCUUGACUUGUAUAGUUCACAAGGCCAUUAGAGAGAUAGUUUUAUUGAGGAAAAAUGGUUUGCAUACAAUGAGCUAAGAAAGUUACUAAAUAAUUGUUUCUAUUAAAGAUAUUACGAUUAUUUUCUUUUACUUUUGUAUAGUGAAGUGAGUGUACAAUUUACCUGAAGAUUCACAUUGUAUGAGUGUUGCUUUAUUGAGAAUCAGAUGGAGGUGUGUGUUGUAUUGGAAGCAUGAAGAUAAGAACAUAAGAACAUAAGAAAGGAGGGAAGCUGUAAGAGGCCGCCAGGCCUAUACGAGGCGGUCCCAGUGUGCUUAAUCUACCUAAUUUCAUCUAUCUUUCCCAUCCAUGAAUUUAUCUAACCUUCUUUUAAAGCUCCCUAUUGACUCAGCCCUGACUACAUGCCCACUGAGACCGUUCCAAUAAAUAUGAACUAAGACACUGGAGAGCGUUCAGAAGAUCUUUAGUGUUGAUAAACUAAGGAGAAAAGACUUUGGGGCCUAAUCCAUGUUCUCAUGUAGUGCCGUUUUUCUUUUUUUUUUCUUUUUCUUUCAUCUGAAACAAACAUUUGCUUUAAAUGGUGUAGAUUUAUAUACCCAAACACAUACAUUGCUACGAAUAUGGAGACGAAGACAUACUGACAAACACAAACCAAGCAGUUUAAAUAACCUAGAUUUAUUGAAAGGAAUUACAUUACAGUGAUCAUGAUGGUGCAACAAGCAUGGCUGCUAAAUACAUGACAAGCCACCAGUCAGGAUGAGAGUUGUAAUGCAACAACAAAAUCCGACUUACCAUCACUGAACUUUAACUUUUUGUCUCUUCACGACGAUGUUUGCCGUGUUUGUGCCUUCUUAUUGCCUUCAGUUACGAAUGAUAUUCCAUUUAGACAGCUACAAUUUUUUAACUUUCCGUUACCCGUGUUAUUUACGUUUUUUCUUUAUGAAUUUGAUUGACUUUUUGCCUUUUGUGUCCCAUCGACUCUCGCCCAACCAGUGCUGCAUUGUCCUUUACGUGUCAUGGUCAGCAAACGUGACCUUUCCCUUGAACAUUCAUGCAAGCUUUUUACCAUGCAUUGCAACCGGAAUGUUUUCUGCAUGUGCCCCCCUCCGAGGACUUAGUCUGGUCCCGGUGUAUGUCGCUGUGUUACCGAUUUUUCUCUUUACGAGGAACACGGACAAACGUGACUUUUUUUUUCCAAGGUCCAAUUGUUAACAGAAGGUUUUUGCAGUGUUUGUAAAGGAAGGACACUAUGCGUGAACACCAGCAGUGAGGUGUGACCAUUGCUCUUUUUGGGGAUGUGAUAACAUUUUUUGUGCAUUAAAUAACUGAAAGUGUAGCAGGCUGGUGGCGUUUGGUGGUAGAAAAUACAUCCGCUGUGUGCUGGCAAGUGAGGGCUGCACGCGGCCUGAUAGGAUAUGUUAUGUUCUUUACUUUUAAACAAAUAGGUCAUUUGUCGUCAAAAGUUA
Messenger RNA from Portunus trituberculatus (swimming crab), 2263 nucleotides. RefSeq names its product apolipoprotein D-like. The transcript is spliced from 6 exons. The coding region runs from base 82 to 669 and encodes 195 amino acids. NCBI's taxonomy places the organism in Eukaryota, Metazoa, Arthropoda, Malacostraca, Decapoda, Portunidae. Gene Ontology annotation, molecular function: pigment binding. The record is from RefSeq and is a predicted model, not a curated record.